AUGGACAGCAACUCAACCGUGGACUCGCGUCUGGCGUCUGCGUUUCAGUUCUUCAACUGCUCCAUCCUCAUUGUGACCCUGCUGCUGGGGCUCCCGGGGAACCUGUGGGUGUGCUGGCUGGUCUUCAGAACCAAGAGCCUUCAGAACUGCAACAACGCUCUGCUGGUGAGUUUAGCCGCCAGCGACCUCCUCAAGUGCUCCGUCGACACGCCGCUCUUCCUCUUCUCCUGUCUGUGGUCGGGGAAGGAGACUCCGGGGGUGGUGUGCAGCGUGCAGCAGUUCGCCUACUCCCUCAGCAACUGUGUCCAGCUGCUGACCCUGGUCAGCAUCAGCGUGGAGCGCUUCCAUGCCAUCGCCUUCCCUUUCCAUGUGGAGAGGAGGAGACUUCGCGUUUCCUUGUGGAUUCUCUGCAUCUGGACCUGCGGGUUUCUUUUGGGGGCAGUCUCACUCUCCCUCUCGGGGAGGUCUCCGUUCCACGUCCUCUGCAGUCCACACAACCAAGAGCAGCAGUACUGGGAUCCCUUUGGACCUUAUGUCCUGGUGCCACUCUGGGGAUUGUCUCUGGUGGUCAUCGUGAUCCACUAUGGUAGAAUAUUCCAAGUGGUGCAACAGCACCGAAAGAAGGUCUUCUGUUUGGGAAUCGAACCCAGUCAGGCGGUGUCCAAAGACGUCUGGGCGUGGAGGAGCGACCAGCGCCCCCAUCUGCAAGCACCGCCGCUGCUGCUGGUGGCAACAGUGGGGGACUCUUGCACCGGAGCAGCUGGAGCCAGACCCCCGGAAAUCGUGGGGGCCGUGUGUCCCCUCAACCCAGGGUCCAAAGAGAGGAGGAAGACACACAUGGAGGGGAAAGUGGCUCAGCGGUUCGGCUACAUCAUCAUAGCCUUCACCCUUUUUUGGCUUCCCAUCGUGCUGAUGUUGCUGCUCAGGGCCACCAAGUGGCGCCACACGAACAGACUGCUGAUGGAGCUGGAGACGUCGGCCAUGGUGCUGACCUGCGUCCAAGCGGCGGUCGACCCUCUCAUCUACACCUUAGUCACACGACAGUUUCGCUCGGAACUCCGCAAGAUCUUCUCCUCCGUCCGCCGCUGUCCUCUGAAACUGAGAAUGUGA
Molecule: messenger RNA, 1110 nt
Organism: Synchiropus splendidus (mandarinfish)
Lineage: Eukaryota; Metazoa; Chordata; Actinopteri; Syngnathiformes; Callionymidae
Product: D(4) dopamine receptor-like
Exons: 2
Coding region: 1-1110 (369 amino acids)
Biological process (GO): G protein-coupled receptor signaling pathway
Cellular component (GO): membrane
Molecular function (GO): G protein-coupled receptor activity
Source: RefSeq, a predicted model, not a curated record